Messenger RNA from Vitrella brassicaformis, 2060 nucleotides. NCBI's taxonomy places the organism in Eukaryota, Vitrellaceae. The record is from the annotation of a GenBank genome assembly.
GGUGGGCUGUUUGACGUAUCCUGGCUUUGACGAUGCGUGCCGCAUCUCCCGGGAUGGAGAGGAGUCCACCGAAACGGGUCUACUUAUCUCGCCCUGCAGCUGUCGCGGCACAAUGGGUGAGAUGACGCCUGAUCUCACCAAAUUGGAUCUCACUCGUCUUGCCUUUCUCAUCUCGAUUUUUCCAUUCGUCGUGUGCAGGCUUUGUCCACGUUAACUGUAUGGAGGCGUUCCGACGACAGAAGCUGCAGACGACAGGCAAGGCGCAGCCGCACAUGGUGGUCUUUGCUAGGGUCUUUGCUGUGUGGUCUACAGGUGAGCCCUCAACGAGAUGUGAGAUCUGCCAGGGGUGAGGCUACCCAGAGCACACAAUUCACACCUGACGCUGACAAGAAACUGGUGUGUUCAUCAAUCAGCGAGUACGACGAGUAUCUGCUCGGAGGUGCUCCCGAACGCGAGAAGAGGAUCUAUUUGUAUGACGACCUUUUCCAGAGAUUGUGCUUAUGGGUGGUGGCACCUGUGGCGCUGUGGGUCUUCGGCAACACUGUCACGUUCGCGAUCGGCCCAAUGGUGAUAUGCUUCAUUUCUUAUCUGUUGGAGUGUCUAGUCGCCCGCCACCCGCGGUGCGCCAGCGGCCGACAGCUGCGUUGGGGUAUCCUUCUGCUGCUCGCCCUCAUCACACUUUCUGUGCUGCUGAUGGCAUCCAACGCCGAUUGGUCGUUCUGGAGUAGCGGAGAGUCCGUUCUCCUGUCUGUUUUCGGCUCUGUGGUGGUGCUUCCAAUCAGUCUGAAGGCACAUUACCACUUCAGAAUGCGCCGUCGGCUUCUCGAGCUACAUCGCGACCAUGACGUGACGCAGCAGGCGGGGUGUCAGCUGCUGUCUAUGGGGUAUGGCUUGAUCCAGUCUACACAUGCUUUUGCGGUGGCAAGUUCCUCGUCGAGGACUCUGGCGCUGCUAUUUGCGGCCUUCGGCUGGGUCGGCUUGACUUCGUGUCUUCUUGCACUAAUCAUUCUUUGGCGGCAUCGGUUUCUCCUCCGACGGCUCGUCAAACGGCACGUGACGCCCCACUUUCUGCCAGGUGAGGGGUGGGGAAUCCUCACACCGAUCGGCUCAUGUGUUGUGUCCUCACAUAUUCGAUACCUGCAGCACAUUUUCAGUGCGCCGACUGCAGACGGUGAGCAAAAAGGAAUCCACUGUCAAUGAAGGCACGGACUGAUGAGACUCGUCAUGAUCAGGAAGCGACCCAAGGACCGACUUUGUAUGAGAGACCCCCUUUGGCUAUCGUUCAGAGACGCUCUGUGCUGUCCGGUGGUCUACUGCCUCUUUACGAUCGCCAUUUCAUCUUUACUGUACAUAUUAGCCUCCCCCGGUUCCCCCUAUUUUCCGUGGCUGGAGCUCUCGUGGCUGCUGUUGUACCGCUGCGUCAAGCUGAUUGGCUGUGGCUCGCUCGUUGUCGGUGCGCCCAUCGGUGCGGCCUUUUUUGCUUGGGUGCUUAUCCUAACACGCGUGUCAGAGGCCCGCGUGUCAGAGGCCCUCAUCAUCUUCUUUGCGGCCUUGUGGAUCACUAUGACCCCUGUUGGGGUGUGGGUUGGCAUGGUCUAUUCGGAGCUCACGAUAGGCACGUUAAUGGUCAACCUGACAGACAAAGGUCUUGUCGCGGUAGCAUGGGUGCUGGCAAUCGCGAUCGCCAUAAUGCUGGCCAUGAAUGAGAUUCCCGACGGGAAUCCGUGUCUCUAUGGGGUACACGGGUGGGAAGUCGCUCUUGGAGAGCAGAGGAUUGGGUCCGCACUGGUGGCUCUAGUCCACUUCCUCUGUCACGUUUUUUUGCCUUGGUUUACGACAAGUGCCGGAGCCACGUUCAUAGCACUGCUCGCCGUCAUUACCUUUGUCGAAGCAAGUAAAACGCUUGAGUUUCUCUUGACCUUAUUCGGUGCUUGGGUGGCUGAGGGGCUGUGUCUGCAUUACUUGGACGGAUGAGGGACUCCGAGUGAUCGUUGAAUGGAAUGUGACGUGUGUGCGGUGACCCUAUUUGUUGCGUGUGUUUCGUCUUAAGUCCAUUUGAA